Molecule: messenger RNA, 2502 nt
Organism: Postia placenta MAD-698-R-SB12
Lineage: Eukaryota; Fungi; Basidiomycota; Agaricomycetes; Polyporales; Adustoporiaceae
Exons: 10
Coding region: 1-2502 (833 amino acids)
Molecular function (GO): flavin adenine dinucleotide binding; oxidoreductase activity
Source: RefSeq, a predicted model, not a curated record
AUGACUCCGGCGAUACCAAGCCUGACCAUUCCGCGAUCCGAGCUCUCGCAAGCUCUGUUCGAUGAGCUGCGCACAGUCGUCAAAGGCCCCGUCUUCCGCCCUUCUGACCCCGAGUUCGCUGAGCGAUCGCGGACUUUCAAUGGCAAGCUCGUCUGCUUCUCGCGCGCGCUUGUGUCCCCGCUCGACGCGCACGACGUCAGCGCCAUUAUCCGAUUCUGUACAGAGCACGGCCUCUCACCCUCGGUCAAGGCUGCUGGGUAUGCUACAGCCGGAUGGUCAGUUGCCGGCGAUGUGAUCAUCGACCUUGGUAUGCUGCGUGAGUGCGACAUCGAGCCGCCUCUAUCUGAGGCCGAAGCAGAAGCCCAAGGUGGGAAGGAUUGGACGCGUCUGAGCGACAUGCCACCUCCCGGGAGCAAAGGCAAAGGUCGCGCAGGCGGGCGCCAGGGCAACAAAGACGGCGUUGUGGACGUCCCCUCUACGACGGCUGCUGCGGAGCCUGCAUCAAUGGCGGGUACGAAACGGCGUCGCGCAAACAGCGAAGAGGCCGAAGGUGACGACCUGCCGAAGCUGGAGGCAACACAGGAGAAACGCAACCUUCUGCGGUCUUACGAUGGGGCGUCCGAGAGUCUUGCAUCCUUCCUGCGCGGCCCGCCGCUCGAGCCCGAAGAGGGAGAAGAGCCUAGAAAGCCACCGGCCAACAGGCGACGCAUCGAUUCUGCUGAGGACAUGUCGACCCCAACCGCCUCGUUGGAUGGCGAAGCACACAAGGCAAAGGUUCCAAGGCUCGGUGAUAGCGACGACCGUACUCCUAGCGUUAGCUCUGGUUCGAUGGCCAGCACUGCGCCUGCUGUAAGGGCGGAAACGUCCACGUCCCCUGCACAGGCCGCCUCCUCGGCCCAGGAGCCAUUCGGCUACAUGACCUCGGACGCGCCAUCAGAACCACGCGCUCCCAUGUACAGCGGCUCGAACCCGUUCGCGACAGGCCCCUCGUCAAUUAUCGCGCCACCAGGUAUGCUCCGUGGCUUCCCCAUGAUGGGUUCCAGUAGCUGGACGCCCCCGCCGUCGGCCUCCCUGGGCUCCCAAGGCGUGCGCAGCGCCGGCGUCGGUCCUAGCAUGUUUUCGCACACUUCCUUCGCUUCCGGCUCUAUGUUCCCGCCGGCGCCUUCGUUCAUGGGCAUGCCGAUGCCAAUGGGAAUGGGAAUGUCCUCCUUUGGCCUGCCACUUGGCCAGAUGAUGCCCCGCAUGGCGCCCGCGCAGCCGGUGCACAAGCAUGCGUACAUCACCCUCGGGGCCGGCAUGCGCCAGAAGGAAGUGGACAUGUACACCGCAGAGCACCCGCUGGAAGGCAUCAGCCCUGUGACAGGCUCGAGAGAAGACGGCAUUGUGCCCUAUCACUUCCCCUCUUCGGCCCACCCUGUUGGCUCGUCCAUAUUGCUACUGGCUGGUUUCGGCUUCAUCAGCCGGAUGCACGGACUUAGCAUCGACAAUCUGGUCGAAGUUGAGAUGGUGAUGGCCGAUGGGCGUAUCGUGGUUGUAAACCAAGAUGAUGACCCAGAUCUUUGGUGGGCGGUUCGCGGUGCUGGGCCCGCGUUCGGAAUCGCUACUCGCUACAAAGUCAGGGCUUUCCCAGUCCCGGUGGUAUUCGCUGGCAACUUGGUCUACCGCUUCCACCGUGCUACUGCCCCCUCGCUCAUCAAGCAUUUCCGCGACUGCGUCAAGAAUGCGCCCCGCGAGUUAUACGCGAACGUCCUGCUGACGGCGGGGCCCGAAGACAAGGAUUCGCUGGUCGUCAUCCAGAUGUGCUAUGUCGGGCCGAAAGAAAAGGGUAUUGAAUACCUCAACGCGAUCUCCAGCUGGGAUGGCGAGCGCUGCUUGCUCAACGAGGUAAACGAGAAGAGCUACCUCAACCAGCAGGACAGCGUAGCGCAGAUUCUGCGAGGAAAAGGCACGCCUUGGACGCUACUGAGAUAUUCAUAUUCCCCUGUAGCUGGAAGGCAGUGGUUUAUCCGCUCGUCCCUGAUUCACUCGUUGCCGGAUGAGGUAGUCAACAAGACCGUCAUCCAAUUCGCCAACACGCCGAUCGGCUGCACGUGGCUUUUCGAGCUGUCAGGAGGCGCAAUCGGUGACUUCGAAGACACGUGUCUCCCGAAAGAACAGCGAGAUGCGACAUGGACUGUCGCCGCACUGCACCAAUGGGAGAUGGGAAUCGACGAUCCUCGCUGCAUCACAUCUGCUGAAGACGUGCGUUUCUGUCUGCCCUCAUCGUCGUGGAUUGACGGCGUCAUCGGCACCGUCGCACUGGGAGGGCCUUAUCCAUCCUUCUUGGCACGACAUGAGCCUCCUCCCCGGACAAUGGCAUGCUUUGGCAAAAACUGGUCGCGCCUCGCCGAGUUGAAGCGCAGGUACGACCCACAAUGUCUCUUCAAGAAUAACUUCUGGCCGGUAGACGCGAAGGGGGAACCGAUUGAGCUCCUCUCCAACGAACCGCCGUCGCCUCAGUGA